AUUUCUGAAGCGAAGAUGUCAGGAAGAGGUAAAACUGGAGGGAAAUGGCGCGCCAAAACCAAGACCCGUUCUUCGCGAUCUGGUUUGCAAUUCCCGGUUGGUCGAAUCCAUCGACUGUUGCGGAAGGGCCACUAUGCUGAGCGCAUUGGUGCUGGCGCUCCGGUUUAUUUAGCGGCGGUGCUCGAGUACCUGACAGCGGAGAUUUUGGAACUAGUGGAAAACGCGGCCCGCGACAACAAGAAGACCAGGAUCAUCCCCCGUCACCUGGGUGAGGAGCUCAACCUGUUGGGUGGGGUCACCAUUGCCCAAGGUGGGGUUUUGCCCAACAUCCAGGCUGUGCCGCUGCCCAAGAAAACCGGCCACCCCAGCAAACUUUACAUCUAA
Leucoraja erinaceus (little skate) is the source of this 384-nucleotide messenger RNA. Its product is annotated as histone H2AX-like. The transcript has a single exon. Bases 16 to 384 code for a protein of 122 amino acids. Gene Ontology annotation, biological process: DNA damage response. The record is from RefSeq and is a predicted model, not a curated record. Gene Ontology annotation, molecular function: protein heterodimerization activity; structural constituent of chromatin; DNA binding. Gene Ontology annotation, cellular component: nucleosome. NCBI's taxonomy places the organism in Eukaryota, Metazoa, Chordata, Chondrichthyes, Rajiformes, Rajidae.